Colletotrichum lupini is the source of this 525-nucleotide messenger RNA. RefSeq lists its product as uncharacterized. The coding region runs from base 1 to 525 and encodes 174 amino acids. The transcript has 5 exons. The record is from RefSeq and is a predicted model, not a curated record. Lineage: Eukaryota; Fungi; Ascomycota; Sordariomycetes; Glomerellales; Glomerellaceae.
AUGAUCACUCUGCUCAAAACGUGGUUUGACGUCGAGUACACUAGGAAGAACGGUCGAAACGUACCACGUCGAAACGAGGCCACAAAGACGCCGUUACCGAGACAAGUGACGUGGGAGCGGUACAAGUGGGUUGCCGUUACCUUGGAAGAGUGUCUUACAACAUAUAAACGCGCCUUGUGUUUUCAGGCACUGGUUUCUGAAUGGAAGGGCGACAAAGUGGGUGACGAAGUCGAUGUGCCGGUCAAUACGAUAGUCCUUUCUCCUAUCGCUGUUUUCGCCAUCACUACUGUCCUUACUCCCAUUGUACUACGAUACUUCAACAGAGGCAACACUAAAGGGAACGAUAGCGGCGUAGUAGAGGCAUCGAGAGAAACUCGAUAUGAGCGGCAGAUCAUUCCGUCAACCAUCAGGGCAAUCAAUGCCCUCCUCUGGAUAAUGCAGGACACGAGUUGGGGAGAAACUCGAGAAUUGAAUGUACCUGGGCGGGCCAAAUCUCCACAAGUGAGCAUGGCAUCUCAUUAUUAG